UUUGCUUGCUUUCACAAAUCAGUUGACCUUUUUGUCCUUUCCAAUUACAUGGAUAUACUAUCUACGAUCAUUGAUUGUAAGAUGCUUGAAUAUCCAUCCAUCCAUCCAUCCAUCCUUAAUAAUAUAGCUGGAUGUUGACAGACUUGAGAGCAGAAUCGGGGAGAUGAUAGAGAAUGAAUUGAAACACAUGCAUGCAUGCCUGCCUAAGCUAAGCCAUGACUUAAUGAUCCUGUCAUCAUCCGAUGGCGGACGACAUUCAUUUCGUUUUCCACCCUGUGAUUGCAUGCGGACUAGUAAGGGAAGCCGAAGCCCCUAGAAAUGAAAUUUCGUGCUUCUCUUUGCUUCUUCUUCGUUUCUUUUUUUUUUUUCUUUUUUGAUCUUCCUCUCUGCUGUGAGACAGCGGAAGCUUCUCCAAACCUCCUUCCCUUCCAAACGGCAGCCAGUAGCUGCUUUCUCACUCGGACACUUAGCAUUAUUAAUUCUCUUUUCCAUUCCCCCGUAUAAAUCAUCCUCACAAUCUUACUUUGCUCUAACCUUCCACCUUAUUCUUGUUUCUCAUAUAUAUAAAAAGCUGAUCGAGUAAUACAGGAGGAAGAAAUGGCAGAAGAAGUGCUUCUGUUAGAUUUCUGGCCAAGCCCUUUUGGGAUGAGGGUGAGGAUUGCCCUUAGGGAGAAGGGGUUGGAGUACGAGUCCUGGGAAGAGGACCUCAGCAACAAGAGCCCCCUCCUCCUCAAGAUGAACCCUGUUCACAAGCAGAUCCCUGUCCUCAUCCACAAGGGCAGGCCCGUCUGCGAGUCCCUCGUCAUUCUUCAGUAUAUCGACGAGGUGUGGCCCCACGUGUCCCCUCUCCUGCCCACUGACCCUUAUCAGCGUGCCAACGCCCGGUUCUGGGCUGACUACGUUGACAAGAAGAUAUAUUCGACUGGGCGGUUAGUGUGGGGAGCCACAGGAGACACCCAGGAAGCGGCAAAGAAAGAGCUGAUAAACUGCUUCGAGACGCUGGAGGGCGAGCUCGGGGACAAGGCUUACUUCGGGGGCGACAAGUUUGGGCUGGUGGACAUGUCGCUCAUCCCGUUCUACAGCUGGUUCUAUGCCUUGGAGACGAGCGCCAACUUCAGCAUGGUGGAGGAGUGCCCGAAGCUCGUGGCCUGGGCUAAGAGGUGUAUGCAGAGAGAGAGUGUGUCCAAGUCUCUCCCCGACCAGUACAAAGUCUAUGACUUCCUGUUGGAGCUCAGGAAGAAACUCCAGAAUCAGCCCCACCACUGAAGAAGUGCAAGAAUAUAAAUAUAUAUAUAUAUAUGUAUGUAUGUAUAUUCCAUGUGCAACCACCUCUUAGUCUUAGCUUAAAAAUCGUGCAUUAUGAAAAUAUUCCUCUGAGAGAGAGUACGUAGUAUUCCAAAAUAAUCUCACGUAGUCCAGUGAUUUACAUGUUUUUUGUUUUUUUUUUUGGUUAAGUGAACCUGCUGUAUUCUCGAGUCAAGAGUUCAUUAUGAGUUAUUUCUUGUUUCGUGGCCGCAUGAUGUUCAUUAUACAGUUGGAAUUGCUAGCUUCUGCUUGAAA
Molecule: messenger RNA, 1560 nt
Organism: Punica granatum (pomegranate)
Lineage: Eukaryota; Viridiplantae; Streptophyta; Magnoliopsida; Myrtales; Lythraceae
Source: RefSeq, a predicted model, not a curated record